Molecule: messenger RNA, 1908 nt
Organism: Panicum virgatum (switchgrass)
Lineage: Eukaryota; Viridiplantae; Streptophyta; Magnoliopsida; Poales; Poaceae
Exons: 2
Coding region: 553-1716 (387 amino acids)
Source: RefSeq, a predicted model, not a curated record
CCAGUGCAUGUGGCGCGACAGUGUGGCCACGCUGGCGGCCCGAGCCAGCGUUGCGCUGCGACGGCGAUGACGUGGCCCUCCCUGUCGCGCCACAUGCACUGGCGCGACAAGCCUGUCGCGCCAUGCGGGCUGGCGCGACAAGGCCAAUGUCCUGGGCCGCCGGCCCCUUCUCCCCCACCCUCCCUUUCCUUCCCUCGCUCCACCCCGACCACAGCGCGUCUAGGGUCGCCGCCGGCCGCCGCCACCCCCCAGAUCCCCCCCAAAAUCGGAUUUUUUGAGGGGAAAAGGUACGGGGAAUCGUUCCCCACCCUUCCCCGAAGGUAUAUCCCCUAAUAUCUCAUCGUUUAACAGAGGAAGAGAAGCAAGAAGCUGUUAUAUAUCGUGUGAACAAUCCUCCCAAAUGUCAUUGCGGUGUUCGUGCCAAACUUCAAAGGCCUAGUAUUGGUGUCCCUCCAAAGUUCACUCCCUUUUUUAGAUGCUCGCUAAAGACUAGAUUAAGUGUCAUGUAGCGUAGCAUUGAUUCUUUAAUUUUGCAGGAGUAGAUGCUCGCUAAUGUUAUGUGUCAUGCAGGAUGGAUGGCCGGCAUGUGACUUCAAUGAGUAUAUUUAUGGUCCUAGAUCUCAUUGGCCGAUAGAAGAGGAAGUGCGAGAAUUUGAGAGUGGGAAGAAGCCAUGGCCAUGUACAACUACUCCUAGUCUUCGAUGCAAGUGUGGUAUCCUGGCCACAAAAGGCGUAGUUCCUUCUGAGCUUGGCUACGGAUAUUACUGUGGCAAUAGCUACGGAGAGUAUUGGGAUGGAAGGACAUGUGAUUGGGAGUGGUUCGAAGGCCGGUAUGAGCUAAUGUUGCAAUUGGGCAGAACAAAAGAGCCUUGGAAAUCUCGAGACACUUUAAAUAGAAAACUGAAGAUAAGGAAGGAUUACCAAGUUACUUUGCCCCUUGAGUCAUUUCUGUCAGGGCCUGUACUCCAAUACCUACGGCGUGAGUAUGGAAAAAAGACAACAGAAAAGGCGACUCUUGAGGAUUGCAUUGUUUAUUGGAGGAGGAACCGAAGCAAGUACCCACGGCCCCUCACAGAUAGGGAGCUUUUGGCAAAUUAUGAGAAGAAGGAGAAGGAGGAGGAGAUGGAGAGGCAGAGGUUAAGGGAGGAAAUAGCAAAAAAAGGUUUUACUGUUGAUCCGGAAGCUAAAUACCCAAAGGGUUCAUGGGAAGAAUAUUUUCAGAAAUUGGAGGCUAACAAAAGGAUGGAAGAAAUGGAAAAGAUGGAGGAUUUAGCUCAGGAGGCUCAGAUGGAGGCAAUGCAGGCCCUAGUUGCCGAUCUGCCACACAAGGUGCCCAACGUUGAGAAGGACGUGUCAUCCGCGAGCACGGAGGUUUUGGGUGUUAGAGCUACUCAAAUGGAGGCAAUGAAGGCACUUGUAGGAGACUUACCUGCCCAGGAUCACCCGUCUGACAGGAAAGGAAAAGCAGUGGACACACCUGUAGUCGAUAAUCAAGGGAACAGUGCAGUGCAGGACAAAGGGAAGAGUGCUUCUGAGCAUGACCACGUUACUGAUAAUGGAGAUGAUGACGAGUGGUGGUCAAUGAAUGCAGAUGAAGUAGAAGUCAUAGUGUCCCAAAUUGAGGUAAGAGAGGGGAAAACUGUAGUCCAAGAUGAUGGAGAUGAUGAUGAUGAUGAUGGUUGGGGAGAGCUUUUGAUUGAAGGCGACUCUGAUUAGCUUGUUUUAUUUAUAAUUGUAUGGACUCUAUAUAUGAUUGGAUUAUGUGUGUGACGGACUUUUUUUAUUGCUGGACUAUUUAUGUGCUUUACCUAUUCAUGUGGUUGUCGUAUGUGUAUGAAACUUUAUUUGUAUUUUCGAACAUUGUAUGGUUAUGAAAUUAAGAAUUUAUUUAGUUUGUAUCGUGUGCAA